Colletotrichum gloeosporioides is the source of this 957-nucleotide messenger RNA. RefSeq lists its product as uncharacterized. The transcript has 2 exons. The coding region runs from base 1 to 957 and encodes 318 amino acids. The record is from RefSeq and is a predicted model, not a curated record. Lineage: Eukaryota; Fungi; Ascomycota; Sordariomycetes; Glomerellales; Glomerellaceae.
AUGGCCACCACCCCCGCCGUUCUUCGUCUUCCUCGCGAACUGCGAAAUAUGAUAUACGAAUACACCGAUGACUUCCCUCGCCAGAAAGUGCUUUUCGUCAAGCCAUUCACGACCAACGAGACCCGACAGAAACUCAAGAUCUGCGGACGCUGCAAGAAAGCCUGCGAGACCUGCCAGUGCAACCGACCCGGCCUGCUCCUGGUGUGUCGCCAGAUCCGAGACGAAAUCUUGAACUACGUCUUCUCCAUGAAUAUGAUCCAUUUUGACGACGAGUGCUGGAUCAAGUUGGCUCGAAUCCACGACGAUCCAGGCAUCGAGUACCGCUCCCAUCCCGAGCUCCGAUCGCUCUGGGCCCGGGCCCUCGACCACGCGCACUCCGUCAGCAUCAACCUACCCCGCGACAAAGGAACGCGUCUGAAAGCUAUUAUGUCUACUCUUCCACACAUGCCCAAUCUCAGGGAGCUCUUUCUCAACCUGCCCAAGCGCAACAACAAGUGGGAGUGGCUCGGAGACUUCUAUCAGCUGCUUGACGGCAUUGAGACCCUGCGGCAUGUCAAGCUCGGGAAAGGAUUUGAUGAGCAGCUUGGCCAGGCACUUCUCGACAACGUCCUCUGCUCGGCGGAACUUGCUUGCGGAUGCCCUGGCGUUGGGAAGGCAAACCGCGACCUUGACUACAAGUUCCCUCUCAUAGAGACAGAGCUGCAUAGAAUGGGUGGAUGGCGACCGAUGGCGAUGGCAAUUCUUGGAUGCCACGUGCGCAGUGGCGGCCCUGGCACAAGGCUCGCGGGUGCCAGUGUGUCUUCCGUUACCAAGACGAGGCAGGGAAGCGCGUGGAGCAACACUAAAGACGACGACAAGGACGACGAUAACGACGGGGAAAGGGAUAGAUACAGGGAGGACAAGGACGACAAGGACGACAAGGACGACGGGGAUGAACAAAUGAUCAAAACGAAAUAA